AUGAGGACAUUUGAUAUGUUCUUGUUUGUAGUGGUAGCAUUUACAUGURCCUCCGUGAACGGAAAUGUGUAUUUCCAUGCUAAAAAUCCAAAUAAUGAGUGGUGGUCGAACACAAUAACAUAUCAAGUGUAUCCAAGAUCAUUUAAAGACAGUAACAAUGAUGGUAUUGGUGAUUUAAAAGGUAUUAUUCAGAAACUAGAUCAUUUCACUGAUCUUGGUAUUGAGACGUUAUGGAUUGGUCCACUUUUUAAAUCACCAAUGGAUGAUAUGGGAUAUGAUGUAGAAGACUAUAGAAUGAUAGACCCAAUAUAUGGAACGAUGGCUGAUUUCGAUGAACUAGUUUUAGAAAUGAAGAAACGAAAUCUUAAAUUAAUAACGGACAUUAUACCUAACCAUUCGAGUUAUAAAUGUGAGUGGUUCCAGAAAUCAAUUAAACAAGAAGGAAAAUACAAAGAUUAUUACAUAUGGCGUGACGCUUUAAACAAAGAUGAAGUUUUACAAAAUUCAACAAUAAAACCAAUACUUCCAAACAAUUGGUUGAGUGUAUUUGGUGGUCCUGGCUGGACAUGGAAUGAUGAACGAAAACAAUUUUAUUACCAUCAGUUCAAUUCAAAACAACCAGAUUUUAAUAUCAGAAAUCCAUUAGUACACAAAGAAAUUUUGGAUAUACUUGCAUUUUGGAUUGAUAGAGGCGUUGUUGGAUAUCGAUUUGAUGCUAUUAAACAUUUAUAUGAAAGUGAUUCAUUCCUUGAUGAACCUUGUCUAGCUGAUGAGGACGAAUGUAAAAUAAACCAUGAUAGUUUAAAACAUAUUUAUACAACAGAUCAACCUGAAAACAUUGAAAUUAUUAAUGAAUGGAGAGAAUUCAUUGAUAAUUAUAUGAGAAGCAAAAACAUCACAAUAUCUAGCUAUCUAGCCACCGAAUCCUACUCACCGAAAGAAAUAUUAAUGCAAUACUAUGGCAAUUCAACGAAACCCGGAGCUAAUGUACCAUUUAACUUCGGAUUAUUAACUGUUGAUAAACGUGACAUAGUUGCAUCUAUAGACAUAGAAAUUAAUGAAUGGCUAGAAAUAAUGCCCGAAAACCAGGUGGCUAAUUGGGUGGUGGAAAAUCAUGACAACCCAAGGAUACCAACCAAAUUUGGUGCCGAAAUGGUACCACUCUUUACAGCUUUGAAAUUAUCACUUCCUGGUAUAGAAGUUACAUACUAUGGGAGUGAAAUUGGUAUGGACAAUACGUAUGUGAGACCAGACCAAUCACAAGAUCCUAAUAAUGCAGGAGGUAAGAGAGCGGAUGAAUCCAGAGAUUAUGAAAGGUGUCCAAUGCAAUGGGAUACUUCAAUAAAUGCAGGUUUCACUGAAAAAAAAAGCCCAUGGUUACCAGUAAAUCCAAAUUAUUACAUGCUCAACGUUGAAUCACAGAAAAAAAUACCAACUAGUAACUAUAAUUUUUACAAAAAAAUGUCUCAACUUCGAAGAACCGAUACAUUGAAAAACGGCGAUCUUCAGACGUAUAAUAUUAGUAAAUCCAUAUACAUAUUAAAGAGAUCAUUAUUGGAACACGAAUCAUACAUAGUCGUAUUGAAUUUUGGAAGUGAAACUGAAACAGUUGCAUUGUCAAAUGUCAUAAGCAAUCUCAAAAACGAACUUUACGUAUACUUAGGAAGUGCAAAUUCUGGAUAUAAUAUCGGAAGUAUUGUUACAACUGUUUGUUCACCCAAUAAUUCACUAAACCUCCGACCACAAUCUGUAGUUGUAUUAACAGAUAAAUAUAUUGCACCUGAAACACCAACAAUUGAUACUCAAAAUGCAGGCACACAAAUCGGUUCCACAUCAAUUAGUUUAUUAAGUAUUUUUUUACUAUUAAGAUAUUUUUUAUGAAUUCAUCUUUCAUAAUUGUACACUAAAUACCUAUAGUUAUAAUUUCUCUUAAUUUUAAUUUUAUCAAUAUUUUUGUUGCAUACAUUCAUUUUUUAAUGUAUUAUUUAAUAAAUUCCUAAUUUAUGAGCCAACGAAGGCUUUUAAACAAUUUAUUAAAAACUGUAGUACCUACCCAUAGAAAUUAGUUAACUUACUAUGGUUAGCUUUUUAAGCUUCAGAGUUUUCUCUCAUUAAAUGCUUUAAAGUGA
Diuraphis noxia (Russian wheat aphid) is the source of this 2129-nucleotide messenger RNA. RefSeq names its product maltase A3-like. Lineage: Eukaryota; Metazoa; Arthropoda; Insecta; Hemiptera; Aphididae. Gene Ontology annotation, biological process: carbohydrate metabolic process. The record is from RefSeq and is a predicted model, not a curated record.